AUGAUCAAGAUCUACGAGGACGGCCUAUGCACGCCGACGAUUCUGAAGUGGAAAGAGGGCGAUGAGGUGCAAAUAUCGGACCCGAUCGGCGACUGGGACCUCUCGGAAUGGCUCGUCGCCGACGAUCUGCUCGUCUUGGCGGCCGGAAGUGGGUGGACGCCGAUGGUGGAGCUGCUGCGGCGAAAGCUCGAGCUCAACGACUCGGCCAAAAAAACCCGCUAUUUCGUCGUUUGUAAAAAUAUCACCCAUGUCCUUUCCCGCUCGACAGAUGAAUGGAAGGGCAUGAGGGGAAGAAUAUCGAAAGAAUUAUUCCAGGACCACGCCUCCCAAAAGUCGACUCAACGUGUAAUCGUCUGUGGCCCCGACGGCUUUAUUCAAUCGGCGCUAAGUAUACUAGCCGACCUCGACUACUCUGUCGACCAAGUGCACGUAUUCCAGGGC
Mesorhabditis spiculigera is the source of this 441-nucleotide messenger RNA. Lineage: Eukaryota; Metazoa; Nematoda; Chromadorea; Rhabditida; Rhabditidae. The record is from the annotation of a GenBank genome assembly.